UUCAAACCCCCCCCUGCCUUUUUUUUCUUUCUUUUCUUUUUUUAAUGAUCUGAAAUCAAAACCCGUCGCAUCAAAUUACGUUGUUUCAUACAUAAGAGAGAGAGAGAGAGCUUUGAAUCUUUGAAUCUGAUCUCCAUCUCCAUUCGCAGUCAGACCUCAAGAAACCCUAAUCUUGCAUCUGCAACUACCCUCAAUUACUCACUUUCCACUGAAGCAGGACACAGAAUCUAAUCUUUGAGCCGCAGAGCCUACGGAAGUAGACGGACAUUGGGGUGUUUGGUCGGAUUUUGGUUUGAUUCCCCCAUUUCUAGACCCAAUUGGAGCUGCUGUUGCUGCAAAUUACAGCAAGAAACUCGCAGGGACCAAGAUCCCGACAUACCCAGUUCUCGAAAUCCCUUUCGAUCCAUGACCCACAUGCCAAAUCGUAACUCCCCAGCUCAAGCAACCUCGGAAGAACAUAGAGUUCCACGAAAUUAGCAACCUUUGAGCGGGGAGGAUCAGGUUUAACUGUGCCAUGGGAGCUGAGAAGAAAUGGCUGUUCACACUCUUCUCCGCGGCAAUGCUCUCCCUGUUCCUCAUCCUUGUCUUCUCAAUCUCUGCCUUCAGCUCCCCCGGCGACCAUUUCCCCUCCCUAAUCCACCGUGGGCCCCACCACCCGCCGGCCUUCGCUUACUACAUCUUCGGCGGGCGGAGCGAUAAGGACCAGAUCUUCCGGCUGUUCCUCGCUGUCUAUCACCCGAGGAACCGAUACUUGUUGCAUCUCGGGGCGGAGGCUUCUGAUAACGAGCGGAGGGCGUUGGCCGCCGAGGUGGCUGCAGUCCCCGCCGUGAGGAGCUUCGGGAAUGCUGAUGUGGUGGGGAAGCCUGAUCGGAUUAACUUCAUGGGCGCGUCUAAUAUCGCCUCCACUCUCCGAGCUGCAUCGGUUCUGUUGAAGGUGGCUAGCGAGUGGGACUGGUUCAUUACCUUGAGCGCGUCUGAUUAUCCACUAAUUACACAAGAUGAUCUUUCCCAUGUGUUCUCAUCAGUGAGGAGGGAUCUCAAUUUCAUUGAUCACACUAGCGAUCUUGGCUGGAAAGAGCAGCAAAGGAUCCAGCCUAUUGUGGUCGAUCCUGGGCUUUACUUGGCCCGGAGGAGCCAAAUUUUUCAGGCAACCCCGAAACGGUCUACUCCCGAUGCAUUCAAAGUCUUCACUGGCUCUUCUUGGGUCACUCUGAGCCGAAAGUUUUUGGAAUAUUGCAUUCUGGGGUGGGACAACAUGCCGCGGACACUCCUUAUGUACUUCAACAAUGUGAUGCUGCCUGAAGAAGGCUACUUCCAUUCAGUCAUCUGCAAUGCUCCCGAGUUCAUGAACACUACAGUGAACAGUGACCUCCGGUUCAUGAUCUGGGACAACCCUCCGAAGAUGGAGCCCCUCUUUCUCAACUUGUCCGAUUUCAUCCAGAUGGCCCAGAGCGGGGCUGCCUUCGCGAGGCAGUUUCAUCGGGACGAUCCUGUGCUCAACCUGAUUGACGAGAAGAUUCUAAACCGUGGGCAGGGACGGGUGAGUCCUGGGGCAUGGUGCUCAGGCCGGGACAGCUGGUGGAAUGACCCAUGCUCCCAAUGGGGGGAUGUCAACGUUCUGAGGCCAGGUCCAUUGGCAAAGAGGCUGGGGGAAACUGUGACAAACCUGAUGGAUGAUUUGAAGUCACAAGCGAAUCAGUGCAAAUGAAGAUCAAAAGAUGGCCUGAGACUAGUCUACAUCUCUUUGGGGUCGGGAAUGAUCGAUUAAGAGAAUGCAUUUCUGUGGGUGCUCGUUCUUCAGCUUGGCAGUCUAUUUUUUUUUAUUGCGAAGGGAUCCCUUUGCCACGGCCUCCAAUCUGUUAGUGACGGGUGUAGGGUUAAAGGGGGGAAGACGGGGUAUAUAGAUGCAAGUGUUUCCAGACCUAUCUUGUAGAGCUAGCGGCUAAUUCGCCGAGAAAUUCGGUGUUGUAUUCAGGGAUUGGGCAAAGAGGGAUCUCCAUUGGUUGCUGAGCUGUAUGAGUGUUACUGCGUCUUAGGUUCUACCUUUGGUGCUAAAUUUGUCACAUUCUUUUGGAAGGCAAUGUAUUCUUUGGAAGCUGCUGGUUAUUUGCAAUUGC
Punica granatum (pomegranate) is the source of this 2117-nucleotide messenger RNA. NCBI's taxonomy places the organism in Eukaryota, Viridiplantae, Streptophyta, Magnoliopsida, Myrtales, Lythraceae. The record is from RefSeq and is a predicted model, not a curated record.